Messenger RNA from Solanum pennellii, 900 nucleotides. RefSeq lists its product as uncharacterized. The record is from RefSeq and is a predicted model, not a curated record. NCBI's taxonomy places the organism in Eukaryota, Viridiplantae, Streptophyta, Magnoliopsida, Solanales, Solanaceae. The coding region runs from base 154 to 723 and encodes 189 amino acids. The transcript has 4 exons.
GAUGAGGGAGCAAUAUUCAGUGGCAUCCCUUCUCCUAACAGUGUGUGGAUGAGAAAGCAGCUUCUGUUUCUGAUGUUGCCACUGCUUCACUCUCUAACCAACCUCUGCUAAAAAGGAUAUAAAAAAAAGAUAUGCAAUAACAAUAUCCCAUACAUGGCAACAACAGGAGGUUCUAUUUCACUUUCUAGCUUCCCUUCAUCAUCUUUUUGCCGUAAACCUAAACCCAUAUUGCCUGCUGAUUCACUUGAACUAAGACACCUCAAAACAUGCAAAAAUCUUGUCUGCUUUGCAGCCCAAGAAUCUUCAUCUCUAACUGUUGCUGAGGAGAAGAAAGAGGCUCAGACUGCUGAAGAAAAACCAAAGCCAAAGGCAAAGGCAAAGGCUCCAGACAAGCCUCUACAUCAGAUGAUGGAGGAGAAUGUUAUACCUUCACUCAAAGCAAUUCUUGAAUCUCAAAAUGACAUCCUUGAGCUUGAGCUAUCGUUUAAUGAAAACAAACUGGAGGGCUCAUUUCUAAAGAAGGGCAAUCCAUAUUCAUUUUGGGCAUUCUUUCCAGAUGGACUCACAGGUCCUAAAGGUUUCUCUUUGUCCUCCUAUGGUUCUGGCGCGAGCACUGUGGAACCUUUUCUCGUUGAUGAGAAAAAAAUAACAGCAAAGCAUGUUGUUUUCUGGGUAGAGAAGCGCUUAGCUGCCCAAGGAAUUAUUCCUGUCUGGAAAGAAUAAGUGUGUAUAUUGUCUCUUACCUUCUCCCUUUUCUUCUUUCAUUUUCCAGUAAAAAGGUCCAUUUAUAUGUAGUCAAUCCUUGCUCUUCCUCUUCCUCUUCCUCUUCCUCUUCCAUUGUGUAUUUUAAUAUAACAAAUGUACACUUGCCACAUGAAAUGAAAUUUCACAUUUCCCGAA